Molecule: messenger RNA, 5243 nt
Organism: Mercenaria mercenaria
Lineage: Eukaryota; Metazoa; Mollusca; Bivalvia; Venerida; Veneridae
Product: multidrug resistance-associated protein 1-like
Exons: 35
Coding region: 303-4979 (1558 amino acids)
Biological process (GO): transmembrane transport
Cellular component (GO): membrane
Molecular function (GO): ABC-type transporter activity; ATP hydrolysis activity; ATP binding
Source: RefSeq, a predicted model, not a curated record
UUUACUAGGACAUAAACUGAGAGUAUUGUAAAGUAGACAAGAUUGAACUUUCUUUGCCAAAUGGAUAAUUUUAGUGUCCUCAAAGGUUCCUUCAGACUGUGAAUUAAAAUAUAUAGAAAAGUUAGCAAAACUAGAAAAAUGAUGAAAUCAAAUUAAGCUUGACUUGUAUUUACGCUACUGGAAAUUUCUAACAGUUUUGCUAUAAUAAUGUGAUAUGUGCGUUAUUUCAUUCCAAAACUAUUUUAAACAAUUUGACUGACAAGUAAAUAUCUCCUGUUUUUUUUUUUUUGGACUGAGUAGAUAUGGCAGCAAAUGUUAGCAAGUCUGGAGAUAUUUUGUACUCGUUUUGUGGAGAUGUUCCGUUUUGGGACCCUUCGACGGUAGAUGUCGCUACGCCAAUAUUUUCACCAUGUUUUCUGGAUACAGUUCUGAUAUGGGGACCGUGUGCCUACCUUUGGAUACUGUCGCCGUUCUUUCUUAUCUAUAUGUACAAGGGAAAACGUCUAACGCCGCUACCAUUUUCAAAACUCAGUGCCUGCAAAUCUAUAGUGUCCUUUCUUAUCAUGUGUAUGGUAGUUCUACAGUUAAUUUUCCAAGAACAUGACGGCUAUGCUUGUGACAGUAACACAUCAAUAUCCGCAGCGUCAUAUACAGCCACCGCUCUCAAGUUUAUCACAUUUCUCCUGACUAUUGUGCUGCAACAACUUCAACGACACCGGGGCAUGAAAACUUCCGGUGUACCGUUUGUGUUUUGGUUACUUCUGAUUGGCUGCGAAACGUUCUCCCUUUAUGCGCAUGCCCAGAGACAGAGUACGUGCAGUGAAGAUGUGGCGUUCUAUAUAUAUUUCAUAUUGUUGGUCAUACAAUUUGUUCUUCACUGUUUCGCUGAACAAUAUCCAAAGCAGGGGUACCACGAAAUUGAUGAUGAUAACCUGUGUCCAGACGAAAAUGCCUCAGUUCUACGACGCAUCUUUUUUGAGUGGCUUACACCGGUAGUUAUAAAGUGUUACAAGAACACAUUUAAUCCUGCCGAAUUCUGGGAUCAGACUAGCAGGCUGAAAGCGGACAACCUUGGGCCACUGCUAGAGAACGCAUGGAAAGAAGAAAUUAUUAGAUGUGAGAGAGAAAGAAAAUUAUUAUGUAAUCCAGAGACUGUCUACCAAAACGGUUCACCAAGAUCUAACGGCUACGUCAAGCGACAAAAUGGCGUGAUUACCGAAGAAACGCCGUUGAUUGAAAGCGGGAGGUAUUCUAAACGAGAUUCCGUCAAUUCUGAAGUAAGCAGUAUUAAGCCAAGUUUAUACAGAGCAAUCUUCCGGACAUAUAUAUGGGUUUGGAGUGAGGCAACUGCCUAUAUGGCAUGGGGAGAAAUGCUAUGGCUUGCACAACCUAUAAUCUUAAGAUUUAUCAUUCAAAUGAUAGAGACAGAAGGUCCGGUUGAGGCAGAAUGGAAGGGAUAUUUCUACGCGGUCCUGUUAUUCAUUGUUCUUUGCAUCAAUACCUUCAUGUAUCACAUCUCCUUCCAUCACAUGAUGACAGUUGGCCUCAAGAUUAAAACGUCCUUAAUCUGUCUUAUUUACAAAAAGGCAACCACGAUGAACAGAAGUGGUCUAAAAUCAACAACAGUGGGAGAAAUUGUAAAUCUGAUGAGUGUAGACUGCCAGAGAAUCCAGGAUGCAUUCAUGUUCUCUUUCUACAUUGUAUGCAUUUUCAUUGUCCUGCUCAUUGCCGUUGUGCAGUUAUGGGACUUGAUGGGUGUAGCAAGUUUAGGUGGACUCGCAGUAAUACUUUUGGUUCUUCCGACGGUUGGUUUUAUAGCGACCAAGCAAUACAAAUUGCAAAAGGAGCUUCUUCGUCUGAAGGGUAAUAGGAUUAAAAUCCUGAAUGAGGUCAUCAGUGGAAUAAAGGUGCUUAAAAUGUAUGCAUGGGAACCCUCUUUCAUGAAGCGAAUUCAGGCGAUUCGUAAAUUAGAGAUAGACUGUUUGUGGAAAUAUGCGCUUUACGCCGCUACGACAAUUGUAUUCGCUGUUCAUAGUCCUUUUAUGAUUAACUUUGUACUGAUAACGAUAUACGUUCUAACGUCACCGACGCAUUCCCUUGGUGCUGAAGAAACGUUCACGGCGCUGUCUAUCAUCAAUAUUCUACGUUAUCCUAUAGCGCUUUGUCCGUUUCUAGUCAACGGAGCCGUACAGGGGUUUGUUUCAAUUGGAAGAAUUCAAGCGUUUUUAUGGACCGAGGACAUUAAGAAUGAUAACAUAAAUAUUGUAAAACAAGCAGAUCAUCCUGUGACGAUUGAGAGUGGCGACUUUGCCUGGAAUGCUGAUAUCGAAACGCCAGUUUUAACAAAUAUAAAUCUGAAAGUAGAACAAGGGGAGCUAAUCGCUGUGGUAGGCCAAGUUGGUAGUGGCAAAUCAUCGCUCAUUUCUGCAUGUCUGGGAGAAAUGGUACGACUGAGUGGAAAGGUGACUUUAAAGGGAAAAGUAGCCUACGUCCCACAAGAAGCAUGGAUUCAGAACAUGACGUUGCGGGACAAUAUCCUCUUCGGAAAGAAAUACCAGGAAAAGAAAUACAGAAAGGUAUUAGAGACGUGCGCACUCUUGCCUGAUCUCGAGAUCCUAGCGGGAGGUGAUAUGACCGAAAUUGGUGAAAAAGGCAUAAAUAUCAGCGGAGGACAAAAACAACGUGUAAGUUUGGCUAGAUCGGUUUACAACAAUGCCGACGUCUACUUUUUGGACGACCCUCUCAGCGCAGUAGAUUCUCAUGUUGGUAAACAUUUGUUUCAAAAAGUUAUUGGAAAUGAAGGAUUAUUGAAACACAAGACUCGUAUUCUGGUAACGCACGGAAUUCACUGGUUACCGAUGGUCGACAGAAUAGUCGUUCUAAAUAAUGGUAUAAUAUCAGAGGUAGGCAGUUACGAGGAACUUAUUUAUCACCAGGGAGACUUUGCUAGAUUCUUGCAACAGUAUUUACAACAGGAUGACGAUGAGGAUGACCCAGAAAUACAAGAGAUAAAGGAGACCAUACGAUCUCAGUUUGACGAAGCAAGAUCAGACGGAGGAAUGACGUCAGAAGAUGAUGGCAUGACUGCGAGCGGAAGGAUCCGAAGAAGGUCCACGAAAAUCAGUGCGUACACAGUAUCACGUUCUAUGUCAAGACAUAAAGACUCUGAAAUAUUUAAUCCAGAGGACCUUAGUCGACUGACGGCAGAUGAAACGUCUCAGGAGGGAGCGAUUAAAGGGGCGGUGUUGUUGACUUACAUGAAAGCGAUGGGUUUGUUAACGGUGGUUAUCGUCUUUGUUUGCAUGAGCUUAUUUCAAGGCCUCAAUGUCUUCUCAAAUUUCUGGUUGACGUACUGGACAGAGGACGAGCUUUUGAAGAACGUCAGCCUGUACCAAACACAGGAAUAUGAGGACAAAUAUCUAUAUUAUCUUCUGAUGUACAUGGGUAUGGGAAUAAUACAAGGAAUAGUUGUCUUCAUCUCGUUCUAUAUGGCACUGACACGGAUGGUUCGGGCUUCUGGAAUCUUGCAUAACUCUAUGCUAAAAAGCAUACUGAGGUCUCCGAUGUCGUUCUUUGAUACAACUCCAAUUGGGCGAAUGAUGAACAGAUUUUCAAGCGACGUUGAUAUUAUGGACAACAAAUUACCCGAGAGUUUCCGACUAUGGAGCAUCAUGGUAUUUUCAACGCUUGCUGUCGUCAUCGUUGUCGGCGUAACCACGCCCAUUUUCAUAGCUGCUAUUAUUCCAAUCGGAAUAUUGUACGCGUUUGCAGUGAAAUUUUACCUUCCAACAGCAAGACAAAUGCGACGAACGGAAUCUGUCAGACGAUCGCCAAUUUACAAUCAUUUUAGUGAAACAAUAACUGGGGCGGCAGUGAUACGGGCCUACCGUUGUUCGGAUCGCUUCGUACAGGAGUCGAGAAAACGAGUUGAUGAAAACAUCAAGUUUUACUACGCUUCAAACACUGGAGCGAGAUGGAUUGGAAUAAGACUGGAAAUUCUUGGUAACGUUAUAGCAUUCUUAGCAACUGUGUUUGGUCUGGUAUCAGACGAUCUGAAUGGAGCUCAAGUUGGCUUAUCAAUAACGUAUGCAGUCCAGAUUACAAUAACUUUAAACCUUGUUGUCCUAGCGAUUAGUGAAAUGGAAAUGAACAUUGUUUCGGCGGAGAGAGUUUCUGAAUAUACUACACUUCAAUCAGAGGCUGGAUGGGUACUGGAGUCUGCAAAGCCGCCGAUAGACUGGCCUAGAUCUGGGACAGUAGAGUUCCGUAACUUUUUGACCCGCUACCGAGAAGGAUUAGACCUUGUCUUACGAGGAAUAAAUUGCGUGAUCAAAGAUGGCGAAAAAGUUGGAAUUGUGGGCAGGACGGGUGCAGGAAAGUCGUCCUUGACCCUUUGUUUGUUCCGUCUGAUUGAAUCUGCAGGGGGUUCUAUUCUGAUUGACGGUGUUGACAUCUCGAAGCUUGGACUACAUGAUUUACGGACAAAGUUAACAAUAUUGCCGCAGGAUCCAGUGUUGUUUUCUGGUUCAUUAAGAAGUAACCUUGACCCUUUUGGACGGUACAAUGAUGAGAAUAUUUGGUAUGCAUUGGAGUGUGCUCAUCUGAAGACCUUUGUAGAUGGAUUGGAAAAUGGGUUAAAUUACGAAUGUGGCGAGGGCGGACAAAAUUUAAGCGUAGGACAAAGACAACUUGUUUGCUUAGCAAGAACACUGCUGCAUAAAACAAAAGUUCUGAUUCUUGAUGAAGCUACUGCCGCCGUUGACAUGGAAACGGACGAUCUGAUUCAAGACACAAUUCGGGAACAGUUUAGAGAUUGCACAAUUCUUACCGUUGCUCAUAGACUGAAUACCAUAAUGGACUAUGACAGGGUGAUGGUGCUAGAUGCAGGUUUAAUUAAAGAAUUUGAUUCUCCACAAACCCUGUUGCAAGAUACGAAUGGUGUUUUCUACGGAAUGGCGAAGAAUGCGGGACUGGUGUGACAUAACGUUUAAGGACGUGCAAGAUUAAUGAUAAAAACUAUUGUUACAAAAAUGAAAAUAAACAUACUAAAUAUGUUAACAAGUCACUGAAUUAAACAUUUCUCAUUUAUUGAUAAAUGAGCUAAGUUGUGAUAUGUUUUAACUUGUGUUUGUAUAAAACGAAGUUAGAAAUUGUAGAAACGCCGUUAGCUGAAGAUUUUAUCGGAGAUGUAUUAAAUACAUGAAACGUGUAUCAGUGAAAUUAAUUUAAAUGAAUUUUUUUAA